GCGCCUUUUUUGAAUAACAAUUUGCAAAAAAUUAUAUUUAUAGUUUUUAUACAUUAAAAGUAAGUUAAAAGUAGAUAAUAUGCAGGACGAGAGCGACGGAGAUGAUCCUAACUAUAAAUCUUCGUCAUCGAAGAAAAGGAAAAUAAUUGAAAACUCAGGCGAUAAGUACAAACCCUUUCUUAAACCUUCAUAUUCAAGAAAAUAUCCUGACAAUAAUUACAACGGAGAUUUUAUUGUAUUUGUCGAACAUUGUAAUAAGGAUACAAAAAUAGGAAACAUGAACCCCCUUAGCCUUUCGAAAAUUUUCAAAAACGCAAAAGGAGUUUAUGAAAGAGCUAGAAUAAGCGCCCGCAAAAUAAAAAUAACUUUCAAACAAGCGGCAUUAGCUAAUGAUUUCCUCAAUGCAUCAUUUAUUCAAGAAAACAAUCUAAGAGCAUAUAUCCCAGCAGCCUCUGUGGAAAGGGUUGGGGUAGUUAGGUACAUUCCUAAGGAAAUUAGUAAUAGGGAUUUGUUUGAAAAAAUAAGUAGCGAUAUUGACAUAAUUGGUAUACGUAGAUUUAUGAAAAAAGAAAAUAAUACAUUUGUUCCGUUAAAUACUAUUACUGUUACUUUUUCUGGCACUGUAUUACCACAAUGCAUUUUCUUAGAUGGAUGGAGAUAUAAGGUUCAUAAUUAUAUACCUCCAGUUUUACAAUGUUUUAAAUGCUUACUUUUCAAUCACUCUGCAAAAUAUUGUUUUAAUGAACAAGCAUGUUCUAAAUGUGCAGAGAAUCAUUCUUAUAAAGAAUGCACAUCAGAAGUUUUAAAAUGUAAAAACUGUGGAGGUAAUCACCUAGCUAUUUCUAAGGAGUGCCCAAUUAAGGCUUCUAAAAUUAAGAAAAACAUAUCUUUGAGAGUUAAUAAUUCUACUUAUGCAGACAUAACAAAUAAUUUAACAUCUUUCCCACCUCUUACAAAAGCUAAUCCUCAAAAUGUUAAAAUUGUUCCAGAAAAGAUAUCAGCCCAGGACAUUAUUAAUAAUCAAAAAAUUUUAGAAGCCAUAAUAAGCACUAUUGUAAGUAUAGGAAAUUCUAAUGAGAUUAAGACUACAACACAUAUUAAAGAAACAUUCAUUAAAAACUUUAAUAAGUAAUGGAUAGUAUUAAUAUUGUACAGCAUAACAUCCAGAGUUUAAAUAAUAAAAAACCUUUACUUCAAUCACUCUUAAUAGAUAAAGAAAUAGAUAUAGCUUUAUUAAAUGAAACAUGGCUUAAAACUUCAAGUCCUCGGGUUCAUUUCCCUGGGUAUAAUUUCAUUUAUAAAAAUGCUACAAAUGAACACGGAGGAGUGGCAAUAAUUAUUAGGAAUUCUAUAAAGUAUGUGCAGCAUCCGACUCCAAAUUAUCAAGAUAUACAGACUAUUGCCAUAACCAUAGAAACAGGUAUAGGUUCCAUUACAAUCCUUUGCAUUUACAGUCCACCUAGAAACAAAAUUAAUAAAACAAAAUUAAAAAGAAUAAUUAAUAAUCUUCCUAAACCUAUUAUCAUAUCGGGUGAUUGUAACGCCCAUCACAUAGCUUUUGGUUGUACAAUAAAUAAUACAAGAGGACGAGACUUGUAUGAAGUUAUAGAUGAAUAUAAUUUAUGUAUUUUAAAUACAGGUUGUGCUACUACAGUAGGCAGACCAAACAAUAACACUUCUGCAAUUGAUGUUACACUAGUGAGUCCAGAGUUGGCUCCCUAUUGUGAAUGGCAUGUCGGUGACGAUCCGUUGGGAAGUUAUCACUUUCCAACUUUUACAAAACUUAAUACUUCUCCUAUGCAAUAUGACAUAAAUAAAAAUGUAAAUAAGUAUUUAUUCAAAAAAGCUAACUGGGAUAAGUUCUUUAAUAUGUCAAAAGAUCUAUUUCAAGAUUUUGAAUAUAAUUUACAAAAUCCUUUAGAAAGUUAUAAUCAUUUCUGUGAUCUACUAAACACUU
Aricia agestis (brown argus) is the source of this 1957-nucleotide messenger RNA. RefSeq lists its product as uncharacterized. The record is from RefSeq and is a predicted model, not a curated record. Bases 80 to 1132 code for a protein of 350 amino acids. The transcript has a single exon. Lineage: Eukaryota; Metazoa; Arthropoda; Insecta; Lepidoptera; Lycaenidae.